AUGGCCAAGCUCUACCAUACACAGCUGGUAGUGUCGUCAAUCGCGGACAAUCUUGCCUGGAUCAUAGUGCUGAACAGGUUGACGGACGACGCCGCUCGAUGGGCUGGGCCCCACAUCAUCGACCUCGUGGAUGGCAAGGUCAUUUGGUCAAGUGUGGAUGCCUUUGAGACAGCUUUUGAGGCCCACUUCUGCGCAGUCGAUGACAAGAAGGCUGCGCUCACCAAACUCAUCAAGCUGUGCAAGGCAUCACAAAAGCUCGGCACGGCCAAGGACUACACAGCGAACUUCAACGCAAUUGCAGCGCGCACUCCGCUCUCCGAUGAGGACAAGCAGGCAUGCUACGUGGAUGGUUUGCUGUACAAGAUCCAGAACGAGUUUGCGGUCACGGUGCAUGAGAUCGACACACUGGAGAAAGCGCAGAAGGUCGCCCUUCACAUGGACCAGCAGUUGGCCGAACGU
Messenger RNA from Dichomitus squalens LYAD-421 SS1, 459 nucleotides. RefSeq lists its product as uncharacterized. The annotation marks the transcript as partial. The record is from RefSeq and is a predicted model, not a curated record. The transcript has a single exon. NCBI's taxonomy places the organism in Eukaryota, Fungi, Basidiomycota, Agaricomycetes, Polyporales, Polyporaceae.